Molecule: messenger RNA, 402 nt
Organism: Aphidius gifuensis
Lineage: Eukaryota; Metazoa; Arthropoda; Insecta; Hymenoptera; Braconidae
Product: 40S ribosomal protein S21-like
Exons: 4
Coding region: 116-367 (83 amino acids)
Biological process (GO): translation; endonucleolytic cleavage to generate mature 3'-end of SSU-rRNA from (SSU-rRNA, 5.8S rRNA, LSU-rRNA); endonucleolytic cleavage in ITS1 to separate SSU-rRNA from 5.8S rRNA and LSU-rRNA from tricistronic rRNA transcript (SSU-rRNA, 5.8S rRNA, LSU-rRNA)
Cellular component (GO): cytosolic small ribosomal subunit; ribosome
Molecular function (GO): structural constituent of ribosome
Source: RefSeq, a predicted model, not a curated record
AUUUUUUUUUCGCGGUUGGCAUUUCUUGCAUUUCUUGUCUUGGUCUCAGGUCUCUUCCUUGCCAGCUCUUUCUUUCUAAUUCUUGAUCCCGUUGAAGAAUCAUUAAAUACAUAAAAUGGAAAACGACGCAAGAGAAUUUGUUGACCUUUACUGGCCAAGAAAAUGCUCAAGCAGCAAUAGAAUUAUCCAUGCCAAGGAUCAUGCUUCAAUUCAAUUGACACUUGCUGAUGUUGAUCCAACAACUGGACGUAUGUCUGGUACAAACAAAGCUUAUGCUAUUUGUGGAGCAAUUCGUCGUAUGGGUGAAUCCGAUGAUUGUCUUGUAAGACUUGGCAAAAAAGACAAUAUCAUCGCUAAAAAUUAUUAAUAAAUUUUCAUAUGGAAACUAAAAAUUUUUAUUAA